Stomoxys calcitrans (stable fly) is the source of this 2607-nucleotide messenger RNA. RefSeq names its product neprilysin-1. Gene Ontology annotation, cellular component: plasma membrane. Gene Ontology annotation, molecular function: metalloendopeptidase activity. Bases 241 to 2439 code for a protein of 732 amino acids. Gene Ontology annotation, biological process: protein processing. Lineage: Eukaryota; Metazoa; Arthropoda; Insecta; Diptera; Muscidae. The transcript has a single exon. The record is from RefSeq and is a predicted model, not a curated record.
AGCAGCCAGCCACUAGAGGCUGUCAGCCAAAGCCUGGCAUGAGACAGAGACCGAUCAACUGACCACUCAUAACUAGAAAAUAAAAUCUCAAACAUAAAAAAUGUAAAUAAAGACAGUUGUACUUGGAACUCGGCGUGUAGAGCAUUCGCCAUCGAUAGUCGAUAGUUUGGGGACGCGAAGCUGGAAAAACAAAAAAUUUAUUUCAAAACGAGCCGGAGACUGACUGAUAGCCUAGGUGUCAUGUAUUUGAGAUUUGGUAAAGGCAUCGCUCUGACGCUUUUCAGCCUGCAGGUGAUUCAUUUGCUGGACUUUGCCCUUAGCUCUCCAUCGACGCGCUACAACUUGGAGGAGAACCGCAUUUCACAAAACUCUGAUGUGGAAUAUGUGGCUGAGAUAAUGCGCUUGGCCAAAUCGGCCGAAAUGCGCAACUUCAUGAAACCGGAUGAAGAUGUCUGCGAUAAUUUCUAUGAAUUUGCCUGUGGCAAUUGGCCACGCUUAAAUCCCGCAGAGACAACAGCCAGCCGCAAGACUUCAAUUUUUGAUUUGCUCGAAUCCACAUACAAACAGAAGCAGCUAAGGCUUUUAAAUGAGGACUACAGGGUGGAAGUGGAUUCUGUGGAAGAUCUGCUGGAGGAGCAGCAGCAGAAAUCUUUGAUGCUAGACAGCAAUGCCGGGGCGGUGAGGAAGGUCAAAGACUUUUACAAAUCCUGCCGCAAAAUGAGUUUGGUGAAAAAGCAACAGGUGGUCGAGGAAAUGAAGGCAAUUAUAGCGGAAUUUGGCAGCAUGCCUGCCUUGCUGGCGGCAGAAGAGAAAUGGGAGCAGGAGGAGGAGUUUGAUUGCUUUGGCCUUUUGGGUUCCAUACAACAUCGCUAUGGCUUUGAUAUCAUACUGCAAUUGGGCCUAAGGCCAGAUUUUGAUAACAAGUCACUGCACACCUUGUUUGUGGGCCAACCUGCCUUGAGGUUACGCACCAAAUCUGUUUAUCUGAGCAUAGCCACUCAAAGGCUGAGGGAGGAGUAUCAAAAGGGCAUAGAGAAGAAUUUGGAAGACUUUUUAGACCUAAAUUCGGAGACAGCCAAACUGGUGGCCAAAGGCAUUUUGGACUUUGAAAUUCAAUUGGCGGAGGGUCUGACUGAUUUCAAUACCGACAACAGCUUAAAGGCCUCCUCCAUACGUCGCUCAGCCGAAGAGCUGCGCUCUUUGUAUGGCAAGGAUAUGAAUUUUCUUAAAUUCCUUGAGGCCACUUUGGGCUAUGAGCUGAAUGUCACCUGCUAUGAAUACAGUCCCAAAUAUCAUGAAGUCCUGAAGGAGGUGCUGCUGCAUUCUCCCAAGGCCUUGGUGGCCAAUUACAUCAUGUACAAGCUGGUGGAGCCUUUUUUCAUGGCCUAUGAUCGUUCCUUUAAGGAUUUGGAGGAUAUUUGCCUGGAUAAGACCAAGAAGUUCUUUAAUCAUGUGCUGGACAAUAUGGUCUUUAGGAGCUAUGAUACUGCAACCUUGCAGCAUGAUAUUUUGACCAUAUGGCAGGAGGUCAAGCAAAGUUUCCGACAACAAAUGAAUAGCUCACGCAUGGAAUGGAUGAGUGAGCAGUCACGCAAAUUGGCCUUGGAAAAAUUGGAACGCAUGCAAUUGCACAUCAACUCCUAUGAGCAUCACAACUUUAGCCAGGAGUACCAGGAUGCCGCAAUCAAUGAUAAGGACUAUGUGGGCAAUCUUAAGCAGCUCAACCAUCGGCGUGUCAUAAAAUUCCUGCAACAACUAAGCCAUCAUGGAAAAAUUGAAAUGCCCAUACACGAGUUGGCCUAUACACCGGCCUAUAUCAAUAGUGGAAAUGUCAUCAUAAUACCGGUGUCCUUGCUGCAGCCCAACUAUUUGUGGUCCUCUCACUAUCCGCAGGCCUUGAAAUUUGGCACUUUGGGUUUUCUUUUGGCCCACGAGCUGCUGCAUGGCUUUGAGGAUAUAGGCAGCAUACAGCACUAUGACAAUGGCACCCAAAUACCACCCUGGUGGGAUGAGGCCACCCUCAAGGCCUUCAAAGUCAAGAGGUCCUGUUUUAAACAUCAAUAUGGACAUUUUCGCCAUAAUGGCAAAUAUUUGCCCACCUCUGAUUUGCAAUCGGAAAACAUAGCCGAUAAUGGGGCAUUGCAGUUGGCCUAUAAAUCCUACAUGCGUUGGCUCAAUCAACAGGCACUGGAAACCCUGGACGAGCUGCUGCCCAAGAUGGAGCUGAACAAUAAGAAAAUGUUUUUCCUUAGCUUUGCCCAAUUCUUUUGUGUCGAUGUGGAUGAUGUGAUGAAGGAGAAGGUGUCCUUUGUGGAUGUUCAUGCACCCGCCAAAUUUCGUGUCAUUGCUCCUUUGGCCAAUUUUGCAGAAUUUGCCAAGAUAUUCAAAUGUCCCCCUGGCUCCACCAUGAAUCCCUCUAGAAGAUGUGAAAUUUAUUAAUUUGAAUUUUGCGUCUGUCUGUCUGUCUGUCAGUGUAAUGCAAAUAUUUUAUUUUUUAAGCCCCACCUUCCUACACAUCGCUUUUUUUUACUUUUAAUUAAAUUUUUGAUUAGAUUAUAAGGAAAAUAAAUAAAAAAACAAAACAAUUUUAAAUAACAUAUAAACAAA